AUGACGGCCGACGACAGCGCUAUCUACUCUAAUGGCGCGAAGAGCUCCGCGCUGGAGAGUCAGGUUGAGUUUGCAUCGGACAAGGCGAUCAUCAAGCACUAUCAACAUGUCGCGAAGCCGAGCGUCGAGCAGCUUUUGGUAUCCGAGAACAGUCUGCCGUUGCCUGAAGAUAUUCCGCCUCCUCCGCCCGGCGGAUAUAGGCUUUACAAGCGCCGUUGGGCGGGUAUCGCUGCACUCUUCGCGUUGGAUGCUGUCGUGUCGAUGGGAUUGGGUUGGUUCGGGCCUAUUGCCGACGAUGUCUCCGACCAGCUCGGCUUUACCGAUACACAGGUCAACUGGCUCGGCAAUAUCCCGAAUUGCGCGUACUUGGUCGUGGCUUUCUUGAUUCCUAUUUGCUCGAGGCGGCUAGGCAUGCGUUACACCGCUUGCAUAGGUACCGUCUUGUUCUUGAUUUCCGUUUGGAUUCGGUUCGCGGGCACUGCGCGCUCGUUGAGUCCUGGCGGCGCGUAUACGCUCGUCAUCAUUGGCCAGUUCCUCGGUGGCUUCUCGCAGCCUUUCUUCCAAGUCAUCUCGCCCAAGUACUCUGAGUUGUGGUUCGACGUUAAAACGCGCACGACGGCUACUAUGAUCAUUGCGCUCGCUAACCCAAUCGGUGGAGCUAUUGGACAUCUUAUCGUGCCGAGGUUUACCGAUAUCAGGCAAGGUAUCUUGGUCUUGAGCAUCAUCAGCACCGCUGCUGCUCCUCUUGCUAUCUUCAUCCUCGAUAAGCCGCCUACUCCGCCCACGUACGCAGGAAGCAAGAAAACUCCCGGUCUUCGCGUUCUCUUGAAGGCUAUCGCUGGCAAGGAGGUCAAGCAGGAUGCGCUCAUGACGUGGCGCGAGCGUCUCGACUUUGCUAUCUUGGUGUGGAUCUUCUCGACCUUGUCGGCCGCCAUCGAUGGGUUCAGCCGCAACUCGGGACACUGGCUCCAUCCGUACGGGUACACGAGCAGCCAGUCUGGUCUCUUCGGAGCCGUUCUGCUCAUUUCCGGUAUCGUCGCCGCGCUCUGCACCGCUCCGAUUCUCGACCGUGUCUUGACGAACCAUAUCGCGCUCGCCAUUCGCAUUCUCUGCCCGAUCAUUGGGUUGGCAUGGUUAAGCCUUAUCUGGGCCGUACGAGAGAACGACGCGCCCGCGUUGUUUGCUAUCUUUGCCACCAUCGGUGCAUGCUCGAUCUCGUUGUUACCCAUAGCGGUUGAGCUCGGUGUCGAGCUUACCCGCAACUCUGCCGGCUCGUCCGCUAUUCUGCGGUUCUCGGCGAACUUGUUGAGUAUCAUCUUCAUCCAGUCCGAGGGCGCUCUGGUUGCUCCCGAGACCGCCAACCCGCCAUCGAACUUGCACCAAGGCAUCAUCUUCAGCGGUGUUUGGGCCUUCACUUCGUCAUUCCUCGUCUACUUCCUCAACGGUAGGCAAGCGCGUCGCGAGCGCGAUGUCGCGAUGGCAAGGGCGGAAGCAGCGGCGGCGUCCAGAGAGGAUAUGACCACGGUUGUAUAA
This is a messenger RNA of Peniophora sp. CBMAI 1063, 1533 nucleotides long. NCBI's taxonomy places the organism in Eukaryota, Fungi, Basidiomycota, Agaricomycetes, Russulales, Peniophoraceae. The record is from the annotation of a GenBank genome assembly.